Molecule: messenger RNA, 309 nt
Organism: Orycteropus afer afer
Lineage: Eukaryota; Metazoa; Chordata; Mammalia; Tubulidentata; Orycteropodidae
Source: RefSeq, a predicted model, not a curated record
AUGGAGAAUUCUGAUAAAUAUCAUUUUUACGAAACGAUUGAAGUCAACAGCACCAAUGAUGGAACAACUAAUACUCUUCCUUGUGCCACUUGUCACCAUGCUUGCAAAAUUGAGGAAAUCAAGGACUUUCUGCUCACAGCCAGGAGGAAGGAUACCAAAUCCAUCAAGAUCAAGAAAAAUAAGGAAAACGUGAAGUUUAAGGUUCGCUGCAGCAGAUAUCUUUACACCUGGGUCAUCACCGACAAAGAGAAGGCAGAGAAGCUGAGGCAGUCCCUGCCUCCGGGUUUGGCAGUGAAGGAGCUGAAAUGA